Messenger RNA from Mytilinidion resinicola, 789 nucleotides. RefSeq names its product putative ELL complex subunit Eap30. NCBI's taxonomy places the organism in Eukaryota, Fungi, Ascomycota, Dothideomycetes, Mytilinidiales, Mytilinidiaceae. Gene Ontology annotation, biological process: protein transport to vacuole involved in ubiquitin-dependent protein catabolic process via the multivesicular body sorting pathway. The transcript is spliced from 2 exons. Gene Ontology annotation, cellular component: ESCRT II complex. The coding region runs from base 1 to 789 and encodes 262 amino acids. The record is from RefSeq and is a predicted model, not a curated record.
AUGUCCUCGAAUCGCCGCGGUGUUGGCCUCAGUGCCUUCACGCGCAACCACAUUAGCACCGCGCAAUAUGCCUCCCACGGCAACGCCCUACGGUCCGCCCAGUCCGACUCCCUCCAAACCCAGCUCUCCGUCUUCCAGCAGCUUCUCCACCAGUUCAGCAUCACGCACGCCAAAGACAUUCGCUCAAAUCCAACCUUCCGCGCCGAGUUUGCUCGUAUGUGUAACGCCAUCGGUGUUGACCCUCUGGCGUCUUCACAUCACAAAGCAGCCGGUGGUGGGGGGAAAGACGGUGGCAGCUUUUGGGCACAGAUGCUCGGAGGCAGCGUAAAUGAUUUCUACUUCGAGCUGGCAGUGCGUGUGGUGGAGGUCUGUCGAGAUACUCGGGCAGAGAACGGGGGUAUAAUAGCUGUAGCGGAAGUACGGCAGCGCGUUCAAAAGGGCAAGGGUAUUGGGGGAGGAAUGGAGGUUUCAGACGAUGAUGUUCUGCGCGCCGUAUCUUCACUCGGUCCCCUCGGAUCAGGCUUCACCAUCAUGAAGCUCGGCCACAACCAAAUGAUCCGCUCUGUUCCUAAGGAACUCAACACGGAUCAGACCACCGUCCUCGAAGCUAUACAGGUCCUUGGUUAUGUCACCACAUCAAUGCUGCAACUCAAUCUCGGCUGGACUCGCGUUCGCUCUAUGGCUGUGAUUGAUGAUCUUAUGACAGAUUCGCUCGUCUGGGUAGAUCGCCAGGCUGAAGAGACGGAAUACUGGUCGCCCACUUUCAUCCAUGAGGCGGCAGGGUCAUGA